AUGGUUUACAUAAUUAUAGAUCAUCAUUGUUCAUUUAUAUCAUAUAUAAUUGCCAUUUCAAUUUUCAUUAAAUAUUCACAUAAUUUACCAAAUUUCAGAUUAAUUAUAAUUGAAAAUGAAUUACAUCAACUGUUAAUUGAUAUCAAACCAUGGUGUGGUAUAUCUACUUUAAAUCAUUUUAAAUUAUCACAAAUUCCAUUCCAUUUUUUUCUCAAUUAUGUAUUACCAAUUGGGAAAUUAUGUAUUCAAUCAUUACCUAAAAAUUUAAACCAUCCAGUUAAUGAAUUAAUGACUACUGUAAUUGAUCAACAUAAUCCUGUGGGGUUGAUUUAUCAUCCUAGUGAAUUAAUGAAUAAUAUCAGAUUGGAAUUAUACAAGUCUGGCAAAGUUCUGUUUAUGUCCUAUAAUUCAAAUUUCCAUAAACAACAAAUUUAUAACAAUUUUAAAGGUAUAGUAAUCUCAACUGCAGCUAGUACUACUAAUACUACCUCAUCAUCAUCAUCAUCACAGAAUAAUUCUAUUAUUUAUAAUUCAAAUUUGAUACAGGUCAAUUGUUUAAAUGGUCAAUUACCAAAUUCAAUAUUAUGGUUACCCAGAAUUCAAUUUAAUCAAGAUGUUAAUUAUAUAAUUAAUGAAUCAAAUAUAAUACUUGACUCUACACCAGUUAGAAAUAACCCAAUUAUUAAUAUUGAUUUAAAUUAUGCAUUAAAACAAGGUGAUAUUGUCCUUAGUGCCAUAAACAACUUUAUAGGAACUUCCAUCCCCCUUGGGAAUAAAUUAUAG
Messenger RNA from Candida tropicalis MYA-3404, 783 nucleotides. RefSeq lists its product as uncharacterized. The transcript has a single exon. Lineage: Eukaryota; Fungi; Ascomycota; Pichiomycetes; Serinales; Debaryomycetaceae. The record is from RefSeq and is a predicted model, not a curated record. Bases 1 to 783 code for a protein of 260 amino acids.